GGCAUCCAACCUGCUGCCGCCGGGACCCGGCCCAGCUGAGCAACUGCCGCGCAGAGCACACGCUCUCACUCCAGCUCCCUCCUUCGCGGUUCAUGACCGCGCGCUCUGCCCGCAGCCUCCGCCAUCCCGCGCUGCACCUCCGCUGCCAGGGCCCCUGAGGGAAGGAAGGCAGCAAGGCAGGCGCGGCGGUGCGCCCGGCUGAGCCCACGACCCCGGCCCGCAGCCCGCUGGCACCAUGCUGCCCACGCGCAGCGCCUGCCUGCUCACACCCCACUUGCUGCUCGUGUUGGUGCAGCUGUCUCCGGCUGGCGGCCACCGCACCACGGGCCCCCGGUUUCUUAUAAGUGACCGUGACCCUCAAUGCAACCUCCAUUGCUCCAGGACUCAACCCAAACCCAUCUGUGCCUCCGACGGCAGGUCCUAUGAGUCCAUGUGUGAGUACCAGCGAGCCAAGUGCAGAGACCCAGCCCUGGGUGUGGUACAUCGAGGUCGAUGCAAAGAUGCCGGCCAGAGCAAGUGUCGCCUGGAGCGGGCUCAGGCCCUAGAGCAAGCCAAGAAGCCCCAGGAGGCGGUGUUUGUCCCCGAGUGCAGCGAGGAUGGCUCCUUUACCCAGGUGCAGUGCCAUACUUACACAGGGUAUUGCUGGUGUGUGACCCCCGAUGGGAAGCCCAUCAGUGGCUCUUCUGUGCAGAAUAAAACUCCUGUAUGUUCAGGUUCAGUCACCGACAAGCCCUUGAGCCAGGGUAACUCAGGAAGGAAAGUCUCUUUUCGCUUCUUUUUAACCCUCAAUUCAGACGACGGGUCUAAGCCGACGCCCACGAUGGAGACGCAGCCAGUGUUCGACGGGGACGAAAUCACAGCUCCCACUCUUUGGAUUAAGCACUUGGUAAUCAAGGACUCCAAACUGAACAACACCAAUGUAAGAAAUUCAGAGAAAGUCCACUCGUGUGACCAGGAGAGGCAGAGUGCCCUGGAAGAGGCCCGGCAGAAUCCCCGAGAGGGCAUCGUCAUCCCAGAGUGUGCCCCCGGGGGGCUGUAUAAACCAGUGCAGUGCCACCAGUCCACUGGCUACUGCUGGUGUGUGCUGGUGGACACAGGGCGUCCACUGCCUGGGACCUCCACACGCUACGUGAUGCCCAGUUGUGAGAGCGACGCCAGGGCCAAGAGUGCGGAGGUAGAUGAUCCCUUCAAGGACAGGGAGCUGCCAGGCUGUCCAGAAGGGAAGAAAAUGGAAUUUAUCACCAGUCUCCUGGAUGCCCUCACCACGGACAUGGUGCAGGCCAUUAACUCAGCCGCACCCACUGGAGGUGGGAGGUUCUCGGAGCCGGACCCCAGCCACACCCUGGAGGAGCGGGUGGUGCACUGGUACUUCAGCCAGCUGGACAGCAACAGCAGCAAUGACAUUAACAAGCGGGAGAUGAAGCCCUUCAAGCGCUACGUGAAGAAGAAAGCCAAGCCCAAGAAAUGUGCCCGGCGGUUCACCGACUACUGUGACCUGAAUAAGGACAAGGUUAUCUCGCUGCCCGAGCUGAAGGGCUGCCUGGGUGUGAGUAAAGAAGGUGGUAGUCUUGACAGCUUCCCCCAGAGAAAAUGGCCAGGCCCAAACCUACUCAGACGCCUUGUCUAAGGAGCAGAAAACCACAGGGCAGGUGGACAGACCAGGGAGGCAGGACGGAUCAUCAGACACCUAACCUUCGACGCUGUCACGGCCCAGCCACCACCCAGCCACAUCCCAUGUAACAUGAGUGGUGCCCACCGUGUUUGCACUUUUAAUAACUCUUAUUUGCGUGUUUUCUUUUUGGUUUCAUUUGUAAACACCAAUAUCUAAUACCACAGUGGAAAAGGAAAGGGAAGAAAGACUGUUUAUUCUCUCUCUUAUUGUAAGAUUUUGGAUCUGCUACUGACAACUUUUAGGUUGGGAGGGGGGGUUUGUGGGACUGAGAAGAAAGAGAUUUAUAUACUGUAUAUAAAUAUAUAUGUAAAUUGUAUAGUUCUUUUGUACAGGUGUUGGCAUCGCUGUUUGUUUAUUCCCUCUCUCUCCCUGCUCUGGGUUUGGGAGCUCCGGACACAAGGCCCCGUUUUCUAGAACCCAGCGCUCCAUUCCCAGCCCACCUGCAUCCGGCGUGGAAGCGGCCCCCAAUGUGCAUGUGGACGGGAGCCCCGUGAUUAUACCGCAGGCUCCCUCCGUCCUUUCCGGUGGGCGGAGGGGAGCGCCUGGGCCCUCGCUGUCCAGGCUGGCGCACCACAUCGCAGUCGGCCUUCUCAGGGGAGGUUGGGUCAGGGGAGAGAUGGGAGCUGUCCCUGCAGGGAGGACAACAAUGAGCUCAGGCACCAGUUCUCCCGUUAUCGGGAUGCCCAUGUGGCCCAGGGUCUGUAGGUGGACCAAGAUCCUCGUGACCCGCGGUGCAGGUAUCCUCAGAGCACUUGCAUUAGGUCAGCUGAAAUAUUUUCACUCACAUUUAAGCACCUACUCUGUGUAAAACAUGAGAGGGGAGGCAAAGAGGGAGAAGGCCCAGGGUGGGGCCUUUUAUUGAGAUGCGUAAUACUGAAGCAGCAGAAGGAGGAGAACAGGACGUGUCAUCGGUGAGUGCAGUGCCCACAGGAAGGCUCCUCGCCUGCAGACCCGCAGCGGAGGCCUCUGCGACCUGCCUAGCCCCCCGAGGGUGCUGGGUCAGACUGGGUUUUUACCUCCACUCGCCACUGCCACACCCUCUCACCCCGCCCCACCCCCACCAUCCCCAUGGUCAGCACACGCCUGAGGGAGGAGUCGGGCCUGUCACCUUGCUAGUAACCAAAUGGUUCUAUUUUUUAACCCAAUACUGAGGUUCUUUCUGUUUCCUCAAAUGCUUGUAAGGGCUUCCAGUCAUGAGGCCAACUCCAGAGCCUCUCCUGGAAGUUCAGGGACAAAUAGCCUUGCUGGGGCAAGUGUAGGCCUAGCCAUCCCCAAACGUUUUACCAGGGUUGCAUUGGGGGCUGCCCAGCCUUCAGGGAAGACGCACAGCUUCCUUUGCCCAGGUGACCAUGGCCAUUCAGACACUUAGCAAGUGACACUUAGCGCCACUUCCCACGAGCAGCCGUGGCAGCAGCCAGGGCGGGCGGGUACCCCAGGACUGGUGCCCUUGUCGGAUUGCUCUUAGGAAUCUUGCCUCCCCUCGUAUCCCAGCCCAGCAUUCCCGUCAGCGCACCCACCUUGCAGCCUGCGUACCCCACCUUGGUUUGGAAAGCUUUGGCAUCGUAAGCCUGCCUCCCCCAAGGCCUGGUUGGGGGAGGGCCCCUAGGGGGGGAACAUGGCCUUUUUGGGACACGAUCUGAAGGCUCUGGCUGUCCAGGGGGAAGCUCUAGAGUUUGCCUUGGGGAUGACUGGAGGCCCCAUCCCAACGUGGGAAGGGGGAAAGGGAGCCCUCGCCCACUAGCCUGGUCCAGAAGACUUGGUGUGCCGAGCUGGACGGACCUUCCAGGAGACCCUGUCCCCUGCUCUGGCCUGGAGGAAGCAUGACAACACAGAGAAGGCACCCCCUGUAGAAACCAGACGCUCCCCCAGGCUGCUGCUUUCUCACCUGUGUGUAGGCUGUGUUUGUGGUUUCCUUUGUGAGGAGGGAGGGACACUAUUUGUAGCUUGUUUUAUGAAAAAUAA
Pteronotus mesoamericanus is the source of this 3634-nucleotide messenger RNA. RefSeq names its product SPARC related modular calcium binding 1 (gene SMOC1). Gene Ontology annotation, molecular function: calcium ion binding; protein binding; extracellular matrix binding. The record is from RefSeq and is a predicted model, not a curated record. Lineage: Eukaryota; Metazoa; Chordata; Mammalia; Chiroptera; Mormoopidae. The coding region runs from base 236 to 1627 and encodes 463 amino acids. Gene Ontology annotation, biological process: extracellular matrix organization. The transcript is spliced from 13 exons. Gene Ontology annotation, cellular component: basement membrane.